AGCGCCCUUGCUAUAAUUUUUUCCCUUUGCCUCACUUACAUUAUCCAUAAUCUUUCAUGGCGUCUUCUUCAUCUUCUUUUCGUCAAAUGAUGCACCAAGUUUUCUUGAUCUACGGAGGUGAAGACACACGCCUUAACUUCACCAGUCAUCUACUCAAAGCUUUUAAAGACAGGGGACUGAAUGUCUUCUUCGAUGAAGAAAAACUAGAGAAAGGGGAGCAACUUUCACAAGCACUUUCUCAAGCAAUUGCAGCCUCAAAUUUCUUAAUCCUUGUUUUAUCUAAAGACUAUGCUUCUUCGAAAUCAUGUUUAAGUGAACUCUCUCAGAUCAUGAAUUGUAAAAAGACUCAAGGACAUAUUGUUCUUCCCAUCUUUUACCAUGUUGAUCCCUCCCAUGUGCGAAAUAUUGGUGGGACUUUUAAGACAUCCUUCGGAGAGCAUGAAUCAAAGAGGUCGGUUGAUGAAGUGAAGCGAUGGAAAGCCGCCUUCACUGAAGUCGGUACAUUAAAAGGGUGGCAUAUAGGAGGAGGCAAAUUCGAUAGAUCUGAAACUGAGUACAUUAAAGAUGUGGUUGGAUAUGUUUUAAAAAAGUUGAAUAGCAAUUGUAGAAGUGUUUCUGAAGAAUUGGUGGGAAUACAUGAUCAAAAGAAGAAGAUUUUGGGGUUGAUUGAGCAAGUGGACAUACGUGUAAUAGGACUUUGGGGAAUGGGUGGUAUUGGCAAAACUAGCCUUGCUGAUGCUGUUUAUAAGGAAGUCUUUCCAAAGUUUGAAUGUAGUUUGUUUCUUCAAAACAUUAGUGAGAAAAUAAAAAAAUAGGGGAAUGAAUCUUUACGAAAUGAACUUCUUUCCAAACUGUUAAACGAAGAAGAAAUUUGUAUUGAUACCCCUUCUAUAGGAUACCCUUAUCAAGAGAGGCUGAAUAAUAAAAAAGUGCUUGUUGUCCUUGAUGAUGUUAGUGACUCAGCCCAAUUAGAUUUUAUGGGUGUCAAAUAUUUUGGUCCUGGAAGUAAAAUCAUUGUAACAUCUAGAGAUAGACAAGUACUUAAAAAUGGAAGAGCUAACCGCAUAUAUAAGAUAUAUAAGGUAAAGGAGUUGAAUGAGAA
Gossypium arboreum is the source of this 1102-nucleotide messenger RNA. RefSeq names its product disease resistance protein RPV1-like. The record is from RefSeq and is a predicted model, not a curated record. Lineage: Eukaryota; Viridiplantae; Streptophyta; Magnoliopsida; Malvales; Malvaceae. Bases 57 to 815 code for a protein of 252 amino acids. Gene Ontology annotation, biological process: defense response; signal transduction. The transcript has 2 exons.